Molecule: messenger RNA, 414 nt
Organism: Colletotrichum fioriniae
Lineage: Eukaryota; Fungi; Ascomycota; Sordariomycetes; Glomerellales; Glomerellaceae
Source: RefSeq, a predicted model, not a curated record
AUGACCACCACUGACGAGUAUGUCUUCCUGUUCGAGUCACAGAUCAUUGCUGCCCGUGGGAAACCUGUUUUUCUAAGAGAGAUUUCCUCCUUCUACGAGAAUGUUCUUCAGCUCCUGCUACCGGACUGCAUCGUCGACGAGGCAAUCUUGCCCAAAGACGUGAUUCUCAAGAUGGAGUAUCUGAAAGACAGGGACCUCUUCGAUCCGCCAAAGACGGCCCUCUUCGACAACGAGGCCCUCAUCUACGACCGGCUUCAACCGCUGCAAGGGAGCGUCAUACCGGGAUACUUGGGCUUAACGAGCAUCGCGGGCAGGAGAGCGCACCUCUUGUCAGAUAUCGGCGGCAUGUUGAUGGCCAAGGAGGAACUCCUGCCAAUUGAAUCCAGCGAGAAAAAAAAAACUUUGAGGAAAUGA